Messenger RNA from Stegastes partitus (bicolor damselfish), 3658 nucleotides. It is a transcript of the gene prickle2b, whose product is annotated as prickle homolog 2b. The record is from RefSeq and is a predicted model, not a curated record. The transcript has 8 exons. The coding region runs from base 375 to 2993 and encodes 872 amino acids. NCBI's taxonomy places the organism in Eukaryota, Metazoa, Chordata, Actinopteri, Pomacentridae. Gene Ontology annotation, molecular function: zinc ion binding.
UUUUUUGUUUUUUAUCUUUUAUUAUUAUUUUUACGCACUUUACUCUGCCUGCGCUUUCGCCUCGCUUGCAGAACUCCUGAGCGUAUCGGCGAAGAGCAGGGGGGGUUGACAAAAGGCGUUUAAACGGACGGGAGGAUAGAUGUAGCAGAGGGGUGCGGGUCGCGCAGCGGGAGAGAGACUUGUGUGUUUUCGUGGCGAAGCUGUGGCUGUGUUGGAGUUGUGUGGCAAAAUCCUGCAAUGAGGAACGCGUAUUUUAGAAGCUGCAACACCACAACCACCCGGGUCACGGCUAUGGCUUCUCUUCGCCGCAGUUUGUAAGAAGGAAGAUCUGUGUGCACUGUAAGUGUCGCCGUGAGGAGCAUGCAGUGACAGCCAUGCCUGUAGAGAUGGAGAAGACGGUCACCAAGCUGAUGUACGACUUCCAGAGGAACUCUACGUCCGAUGACGACUCAGGCUGUGCCCUGGAGGAGUACGCCUGGGUACCGCCAGGACUCAAACCUGAACAGGUUCAUCAGUACUACAGCUCUCUGCCCGAGGACAAGGUGCCCUACGUGAACAGCCCAGGAGAGAAAUACCGCAUCAAACAGCUGCUCCAUCAGCUCCCGCCCCACGACAAUGAGGUGCGCUACUGUAACGGUCUGGACGACGAGGAGAAGCGAGAACUUAAGCUCUUCAGCAACCAGCGGAAACGAGAGAAUCUGGGUCGCGGCAAUGUCCGUCCGUUCCCCGUGACGAUGACGGGAGCGAUCUGCGAACAGUGUGGAGGCCAGAUAAAUGGCGGUGAUAUCGCUGUGUUUGCCUCCCGGGCGGGACAUGGCGUGUGUUGGCACCCCGCAUGCUUUGUUUGCAGCAUGUGCAACGAGCUUCUCGUGGACCUCAUCUACUUCUACCAGGAUGGGAAGAUCUACUGCGGCCGGCACCACGCCGAGAGGCUGAAGCCACGCUGCACUGCCUGCGAUGAGAUCAUCUUUGCGGAUGAGUGCACCGAGGCAGAGGGUCGUCACUGGCACAUGAAGCACUUCUGCUGUUUUGAGUGUGAGACGGUGCUCGGGGGCCAGCGGUAUAUCAUGAAGGAGGGACGGCCCUAUUGCUGCUCCUGCUUCGAGUCCCUCUACGCAGAGUACUGUGACUCCUGCGGAGAACAUAUUGGCAUUGAUCAAGGCCAGAUGACAUAUGACGGGCAGCACUGGCACGCCACAGAGGGCUGCUUCUGCUGUGCUCGCUGUAAGCGCUCUCUGCUGGGUCGGCCUUUUCUGCCCAAGCAGGGUCAAAUCUUUUGCUCACGUUCCUGCAGUCUGGGAGAAGAACCCAAUGGCUCUGACUCCUCUGAUUCAGCCUUCCAGAGCGCUCGCUCCACCAGAGAGUCCAGACGCAGCUCUAAGAUGGCAAAGAAUGGUGGAGGAGGGAGUGGAGUGCAAACCGAAAGAUUUUCGGGGGAGGUGGACCCACUGUCUUUACAAAUGGAUCUUCUGAGUCUCUCCAGCCAAACACCCAGUUUGACUCGUGAGCCGCCUUCUUGGCAGAACCAGGAGCACGCAGGUGAUGGCUAUAGUUAUGACUCCCAAUCUGAUCCAACUGCUAACCCCACUCCUCUCCAGCUCCUCAGCCAGUGUAAUGUCAGGAGUGCUUAUAACCCCACCUGCUCUGGACAGAAUAAUCAACAGCAGGAUCAUAGGAUCAAGGAAAAUGGAGGUUUAAAGCGACCCCCCAUCUCAGCCAUGAAGGGCCACUCUCUGAAUGAGACAUGGUUCCAACAGCCAGCUCCAGAGGAGUACUAUCCACCCAAACUGAGGACCCAAAAAAGCUUCACUGAAGUAUCCCAUUGCUCUCAGCACCACAACGGCUUCUCCUCGGACAAGCGCUCAAUUAGUUUGCACGGUUUUCAGAGGGAUAGAGAUGCAGGGCCUCCAGCAACUACCCAAGUGGCAAGAAGCAGGAACCCCAUUAAUGCACUUAACUUCACAGAGCAACUGACCCCAUUAGAGCAGACCCCAAGAGGAUCCAUGGAGUCCUUGGCUCUGUCCAAUGCUACAGGCAACUCAGCAGAUGGAGGUGGAAAGCGUCAGGAGCACCUUUCUCGUUUCUCCAUGCCGGAUCUUAGCAAAGACUCUGGAAUGAAUGUGUCAGAGAAGAGUAACAUGGGUACCCUCAACUCCUCAGUGCAGUUUCGUAGCUCUGAGUCAAUUCACAGUCUCCACGCCAGUCAGGCCUACAUGGAAAUAAACCCCCCCAGGUCCUCCCAGUACCAGGUGCAGUACUGUGACCCUCCUGGCAUGGCUGUGGGUAUGGGCAUGACUCACUUACCGCCUGGCUUCACCUUCCAAGAGGAGGAUAGGAUUAGUUUGGUGAGUAGCGCCAAUGCUGCACGCCUGCCACCCAUUAGCGAGCGCAGGGUGGGUGGCGUUGGAGGCGGAGGUGGAGGAAGGGGAGCAAGUAUCCGGAUAGAUGCCCAAGAAGAGACUCCACAGAGGCGCCGGCACCACCAUCACCGCUCCCGGAGAUCCCGACGUUCUCGUUCAGAAAACGCUCUCCACUUGGUGGCAGAGCGAAGGGCAAGACCUCAAGAAAGACCACAGCUGCGUGUCCGAGAGGAUUACGACCGCUUCCCACCACCAAGGAGUGCCAGGGAGCAGUUCGGGGUCGGAGGAGGAGGAGGCGGAAGAUAUCAGCCCCAACUCUUCAGGCAGUGCCCAAGGACCACUUCAGACCUAACUCUACAGAACCCCGGGGCCAGCAGACGCACUGGCUUGAACCAAUACUCCUGGGAUGAUUAUGAUGACGAUGAUUGGUGCUCCACAUGCUCCUCAUCCUCUGAGUCAGAGGAUGAAGGUUACUUCCUGGGUGAGCCGAUCCCCAGGCCCAUCCAGCUGCGCUACCUCAGCAACCAGGAGCUGGUCCAUAAGUACAACAACCCGGGGAUGGGAGGACCCAACCGCAGCGGGCAGUUGCACACCCGCAAACGCAGAAAAAGCAAGAACUGCAUUAUCUCUUAACAUCCUGACAUUUGGUACAGUAAAUGACUAUUUGCUCAACUUGUGUACACUAACAUCCUCCAUCUGGAACAAAAAAAAAAACAAACACCCAGUUCAUAUAUUGAGUGUUGUUGAGUGUUAAUUAACAUGUAAUUGAAAGUCAGUGAUGAAUUCAGUCGGUAAACAGUGAAAACGCAACAGUGUUUGCAUGUUUGUUCAUUUUAAUGUUUCAGAAUAUCUCCUGUUAUUAAGGCUAACAGUUACAUGUGCAGUUCUAUCAAGUCACAACUUUUAUCAAAAGCGGAUGUGCAAUUUUCUUUUUCUUUUCUUUUUUUAAAAUCAUAACUUCAUUUCCAUGCAGCAGACAAGUGUACAACAUAGUCAGUUUGGUACAGUCAGUUUUGCUUUUUCAUGCAAUGUGAUUUAGAUAUAGGAUAUACUGUGCUAUUGAAUUCAGUUCAUAGUAUGUAUAUAGAUAAAUGAAUUAAUAAUUUCACUUAAGUUAAGGAAGUCAGUGUAAAUAUGGUUGUAAAUGAGGCCUCACAUAUUUUUAUAUUUUGUAUGGAUAGAAGCAUUUAUGUAUUAAAUAUCUAUAAUGUAGAGAUAGAACAUGACAAAAACAACGUAUGCAUGUGUUAUUGCGCUGACCUGGUCCUGCAUUUGGAAUAAAGGAGUAUUUCAAUGAG